Molecule: messenger RNA, 1680 nt
Organism: Paramecium sonneborni
Lineage: Eukaryota; Ciliophora; Oligohymenophorea; Peniculida; Parameciidae
Source: the annotation of a GenBank genome assembly
AUGAUUAUUGUUAUAUUAUGUGUAAUUACUUUGUGUAAUUCAAAUGAGAUAUAUGUAAAUACAAUAAGACCUAAGUUUAAUCCAUCAGAGACAUAUACAUAUUAUUAAUUACCAUAUUGUAAACCAAAUGAUUUGGAAGAGGUGAUUGAAAGUUUGGGAUAAUAGUUAUCUGGUGAUUAAUAGAUGAAAUCAUUAUAUAAGUUUGAUGAGAAUAUAGAGGAUAAAUAGGUAUGUUAAAAAAAUGUAACAAAAAUGGAAAUGUAGAAAUGGAUGGAUGCAAUAGAUUAAGAAUAUAUAGUUGAAUUUUAUAUAGGGGAUUAAAUAAUGCAUGAUAUAGUAGGAAUAUUUGAAAAUGGUUAAUAUUAUCUUAAGAAUAGAAUAACAUUUAAUUUAUAUAAGUCUAAUGAUAAGAGAUUAAUGUAUGGUAAUAUAACAAGAAGUGAUAAAGAUUUCAUAGAAAUAAAUUCAUAAGUAGAUGGAAUCGAAAUUAGAUUUUAUUAUAGUGUAAUAAUAAAGUAAUAUAAUGAAUUGAUGAAUGUCCAUGAUCAUAGUGUGAAAUGGCAUUUAUUAAUAUUUAAAAGCAUAAUAAUAUUAGUAUUAGUUAUAAUUGUAAGUGGAGUAUUAAGAAGAUCAAUAUUAAAUGAUUAUAGUAAUAUUCCAGAUGAAGAGAAUGAAAUAGAACCAUAAGGAUGGAAGGCAAUUAAAAUAGAGUCAUUAAUGCCUCCAUCCAAUCGAAUAGUAUUUUCUGCAUUACUUGGUACAGGAAUCCAUUUUUUAAUAACAAUUCUAGCGUUGUUAAUUUUAGGAUCAUUUGAGUUGUUUGAAACACAUAAGGGAUCAAUAAAAUCAGCAGGAAUAAUCAUAUACAGUUUUGGCGGAUGUAAGUAGAAUAGUGAUUCAAUAUUAUUAUAGCAAUUAAUGGGUAUUACUGUGGGAAGUUUUAUAAAUUUUAUGGAGGAAAGAGUUGGUUAUUAAAUUUAUUUAUUACUGCAGUAUUAUUUCCAGUAUCUGCAAUUUCUAUUCUGUUUAUGAUAGAUGUACUAUCGUAUUUAUUUGGUACUACUACGACUCUUUCAUUUACAUCUAUAUUUUCUGUUGGAUUUAUUCUAACAGUUGUAUAUCUGCCAUUAACAAUAAUAGGCGGUGUUACAGGUAGAUUAAGAACUAUUGAUGAAUUGUUUGAAAAAAGAUUAAAGAAGAAAUUUAAAAUCUCAAAUUAUUAUUUUCUAUCAAAAGGAUGUCUCUAUGGAAUAAUACCUUUUAUGUAUAUAGAUAGAUUCAAUUAAUAGAUCUAUCAUUAUAGAAUUGUAUUACAUCUUACAGAGUACGUGGAGUGAUUAACUAUUUGAGUAGUAUACAUUGUUAAUCUUUUCUUAUAUUUAAUUAUUGAUCAUUGUUGGUUGUUUAUCCAUCAUCCAAACUUAUUAAUAAUUAAAUUAAGGAAAUUACAAUUGGUAAUGGAUAUCAUUCUUAAAUGGAGGAUAAUCUAUCAUUUACAUAUUUGGAUUUAUAUUUUGCUAUUAUUAUUUUGUAAAUAUGCAUGGAUUUUUUUAAUUUUUAUUUUAUUUUUCAGAAAGUAUCCUAGCAUGUUUUGUUUUAUGGAUGAUGUUAGGUUCUGUAAGUUAUUGGAUAUCAUUAAAAUUUGUGAUAUAUAUUUAUACAUCAAAUAAAUAUUUAUGA